AUGCGAGAUUGGAGCAAGAAACGUGGAUUGUCCAUAGAGGAGAAGAAGCAGAAGGUCCUCGAAAUUUUUCACGAGUCCAAGGAUGUCUUUGUCCUAAAGGAUCUGGAGAAAUCGGCACCAAAGAGGGGAGUCAUAUCUCAGUCAGUCAAGGAGGUACUGCAAGCGCUUGUGGACGACGACUUAGUGCACCAGGACCGCAUUGGCGCGUCCAACUUCUUCUGGUCCUUUCCCAGUGAAGCUGCUGUGAAGCUCAAGAAUGACGUCCAGCAGAAGACGCGGCAGCUGGCAGACCAAGAGAACGAGAUUGCCUUGAUAGGAGAAAAGAUACAGGAGAGCAGGAAAGGCAAAGAGGACUCGGAUGAUCGGGCGGCAAAACUAGCAGAGAUGCAGCAGCUUGAGAUUGAGCUGAGACUGGCCAAGCAGGAGUUGGCGCAGUAUGCAGACAGCGAUCCCCAAAAACUGGAAGCAAUGAAAAAUGCUGUGGACGUUGCAAAGAGCGCAGCAAACCGAUGGCUGGACAACUCGUGGGCUCUGCAGACCUGGUGCAAGAAGCGAUUUGAGGGCAUGGAGGACUCCCUGGACUCUUUUUUCAAGGAGAAUGGGCUGACAGAUGACAUAGACUACGUCACCUGA
Messenger RNA from Coccomyxa subellipsoidea C-169, 633 nucleotides. Its product is annotated as putative MND1 domain-containing protein. The transcript is spliced from 8 exons. The record is from RefSeq and is a predicted model, not a curated record. Bases 1 to 633 code for a protein of 210 amino acids. Gene Ontology annotation, cellular component: nucleus. Gene Ontology annotation, biological process: reciprocal meiotic recombination. Gene Ontology annotation, molecular function: double-stranded DNA binding. NCBI's taxonomy places the organism in Eukaryota, Viridiplantae, Chlorophyta, Trebouxiophyceae, Coccomyxaceae.